CUUCGUCUUCUUCGUUGAAUCAUAACAGUUUCAUUCACGAGAUGAUGCAUCCAUCGGUGCCCUUUGAGUUGAGCAGGUAGGAAACGACGAAUCUGACAUCAAGGCUUUGAUUGCCUGAAAAUCUGAUAUGAGAUACAUAAGUUUCAAAAAAGGUGUGUGAUCAUUGGGUUUUGGUAAGGAAUCAUGCCCAACAGAACGUCCACUUGGAACCUGGUUAUUCAAUUGACAUUGUUAGCUGGAGUUGGAUUGUUUACGCAAGCUUGUUCGACACUCAAUGAGAAAUAUGUUGCUGCUGCUUAUUUUGAGAAACAUAAUAGCCUGAUUGAUUCCGAUUUCAAAGACUUCAUUUUGAAAGAACUUCCACUUGACAAUUGUGGAAUCCACGAAGAUAGAGUUAAUGCAGUGGUGGUAAAACUGUCAGCUUUGGAGAGAGAUCUAAUUGGCGAAGGCUCUCACCGCCAAUUAUCUUCAUCUAUCCAUCUCGAUAUUCAGCUAACCAAACAAAUAAAACAGUUUUGGGAGAUAAUAGUCUUAGAAAGACUCCCAUCUGGAAUUUUCGCAGAUCCAUUUGAGCUUCAACACCUUCUCUCACGUGGCGAAUUUACAGACCUAGCUGUUUUUGGAGACACAAAUCUAGAGUUGCCUUCAGUAGCCUCGAAUCGAUCUCUUGUUGAGUUACACAUAGAAGUUGACCAUAAUGUUUCAUCGAAUAAUAAGCUUGAAGUCAGCAUCAAACUUCCAUUACAUGCACGUUAUGCGCCUCUAGUUGAGGAGGAUGUUGGGUUUUCGAGGAUUGAGUUUAACGCACCUGAUGUAAUCAUUCGUACGAAAGCAGUUAAAGGAGAUUCGGAUGAUCGGAGCUGCUUUUAUUCAUUGACAGGCAGUAAUCAUGAACUCGAAUCUCAUACUGUUGUUGCCUGGGAUGUGCCAAGCGGGAUCAAGUCACAUACUUCAUUUGUAUCACUUUUGACGUUCAUAGCAGCUGUUGUAUCUGCUUUUAUUAUUGUUUUAACUUCCAUUUGUUAUUAACAUUUAUGAAACCUUUCUUCUUUUUCCCAAUUUAAAUAUUGCCCUUGUUCCUAAGGGUGGUU
Molecule: messenger RNA, 1091 nt
Organism: Impatiens glandulifera
Lineage: Eukaryota; Viridiplantae; Streptophyta; Magnoliopsida; Ericales; Balsaminaceae
Product: phosphatidylinositol-glycan biosynthesis class X protein
Exons: 4
Coding region: 184-1029 (281 amino acids)
Biological process (GO): GPI anchor biosynthetic process
Cellular component (GO): endoplasmic reticulum membrane
Source: RefSeq, a predicted model, not a curated record